Messenger RNA from Stegodyphus dumicola, 5898 nucleotides. RefSeq lists its product as uncharacterized. Gene Ontology annotation, molecular function: protein binding. The record is from RefSeq and is a predicted model, not a curated record. NCBI's taxonomy places the organism in Eukaryota, Metazoa, Arthropoda, Arachnida, Araneae, Eresidae.
UAAUUUUUAUAGGUAUAUUACAGUUGCCUUUGGAGACUCAAGAAAAGUUUCGCUAAAGCAAAUUUCAUUAAAAAUAGGUAGACUGGCUAAGUUAAUUUUAGUUCUCCAGGAAAGACUUGGUGGUGUCUAAUACUUAACAUAUUUUCACUCCAAAUGCGUUUAUGGCUUCGUUCUUCUGGAAGUUUGCUGCUUAUGUUGAUCAUGACUUGAAGCAAAGACUAAUGAAUGAAUUACGAAAAUUGGUUCUGCAGUAAGACAGCAAAUUCAAUAUCUUACGCAAAAUGGCAAAAAGAUUUUCUCUAUUUGGACUGAGUCGGCGCAACUGCAACUUUAAUCAUACUGUUUACUUACUUCUGUUAUCUUUCUUUAUUCAUUCUUGUAGUGCAUGUUGGGGAAAGUCGGCAACAAAAUAUGGAGACAUGACCGAAGAUUACGACCUGCUUGUAGGAUCUGAUUUAAUUCUUAAUUGUACUCUCUUCACGAAAAGCCCACCCGAAGCUCCGGAAGGAGUCAACUCUUCGAAUCUUGUUUUUAAAAAAAGAAACCAAGAACUUACUGAUUUCACUCACCAGAUUGAUUCUCAUACUGCUCAACUAAAGAUACCAAACGCCAGUCAAAGUGAUUCUGGUUUCUAUCACUGUAGUCUCAAUAUUCCUUCCAAAGAGUUAGUCUGCAGCAGCAAAGUCAGCGUUGGGUAUCCUCCUCACAAUGUUUCUAACUUCAAGUGCAUUAGCCGUAAUUUUGAUAAUCUGACAUGCUCCUGGGAUAUUGAACCUAGUGGGGUUCCAACUAACUAUUCACUGCGCAAAACAUGGAUAUCUAAAUCUGUAUUACAACUGUGUCCAAGUGAAACGUCUAACAAUACUUUUUGCCAAUGGAGAGGUGAUACUGAUCCACCAUAUCAGAUUAGUACUCGAAAUCUUACAUUCUUUGUGCAAGGAAACAAUAGUCUCGGAUCUUCAUCCCAAGAAUUUUCUAUUGAUCAUUUUGAAAUAGUUAUUCCAAAUAGCCCAGAAAACCUUUCAACAUCAGAAACUGGAAAACAGCAUAUUUCAGUUUAUUGGUUACCUCCAGAUAUGCAUGAUGUGAUGGACAGUUCUGAUCUUCAAUAUCAGAUCUGGGUUGAAGAGAUUAAUUAUGAAUCUAAAAAAUUAGUUAUUAAUGCAGGAAAUGGUACAUCAAACUACACAAUCGAUGGAUUGAUUCCUUUUAUUUCAUACAAUAUAUCAUUACGCUGCCGAUCAAAAUACACAAAUAAAGAUGAUAUGUGGAGUCCUCUGAGAUCAUUAAUUGUCAGAACUAAUGCUGAUGUCCCAUAUUUAACACCGGAUGUUGCACCUGAAGCUUUUGAACUUCAUCAUUUUGAACAUUUUCGAUCAGUUACUUUAUAUUGGAAGCCUGUUCCAAAAAGGCACUUCAAUGGAGAAAACUUUCGUUAUUACAUUGUGUGUUUAGAAAAUUCAACAAAUUUAACUACUAGUGUUGUGAACUCUUCUGUUCCAUAUGCAGAGCUUAAAAAUUUACAUAAAGAUUUAGCUUAUAACCUUCAUAUCUAUUCUGCUAACAAUGAAGGCAUUUCAAGUCAUUUCAAGACUGUCAUGGUGGAUGUCCAAAGAAACAUUGUGCCUGGACCAAAAGAUAUAAGAGCUAUAUCACAUGAUCUUGGAUAUUAUAAUUUGUCAUGGACAAAACCCAACAUUUCCUCUCCAGUUACGUAUAUGGUGUUCUGGUGCUCUAGUUUAAAACCAUGGCAGACUCGUUGUGGUGGUCCAAUUCAGUGGCUAAAUGAAGCUUUAAUGGAGGAUAAUAUAAUUCUAAACUUAACUGAUAUUAUGAUGAAUUAUCAAUUUGCAGUUGUUGCUAAAUCUGAAAAUAGAAGUUCUGGCAUGCACUGGGCCUCUUGCAUUGUACCACAUAAAGCUGCUUUGGGAAAAAUACCUUAUGUACGAGUUGAGCAAAAGACUUCAACUGAGUUGCAAGUUAUUUGGAAUCUGGAUUGUAAGGCACAAACAGCUGUUGUGGAUCAUUAUGAAAUUUCAUACUGCCGAAUUUCUAAAUAUGAAGAAUGCAAAGUCCUAAAUGCAGAGCCAAAAGCAGAAAGUUUUCUUCUUCACAAUCUACAUCCUUUUUCAAAUUAUAGUAUCAAAAUACGAGCAUUUAAUAAAGAAAAUGUGUCAAGUGAAGACAGUGAAGCAAGGUACCAGACUACUUUAGCAGGUGCUCCUUCUGAUCCUCCAAGAAUUGUUAAAGUCAAGUCAGAAAGCAAUGCAUCAUUUCUUGUUAGCUGGUUUCCACCAUCUGAACCUAAUGGAAUAAUAACUCAUUAUGUUGUUCAUUACAAUAAUUCAAGAAAGCAAGUAAAUGCCAGAAAGCAGAUGAAUGACCAAACACGAUAUAAGUUGAUAGUUGCAGAAUUAAGACAUUACAAUAUUUACAAAGUGCAAGUUCAAGCUUGUGUUAGCAUACAUUGUUCAAAUUUGUCUUCACCAUCUUAUGUCUUGACUGAUGUUGGAGAACCUGGAGCUAUGGAUCCUCCACGUAUAGAACCAGUAAAUUCAACUCAUCUUAGAGUGAAGUGGUCUCGUCCAAUUAAUCCCAAUGGUCCGAUUGAUUUCUACGAUGUUCAGUGGAUGCCAGUAGCAGUAAAUGAUUCAUCAUAUCACAAUACAAUUGAGAGAAUACAUGUCAAGAGUCUAUCAACAUUUGUGAAGCCUAAAUGCUCUAAACUCGGAAGUGGAGGAAUAAAGUACCUUUUCUAUAUACGGGCAGCAAAUCAGAAAAAUGGAAUUAAUUUAUAUAGUCCUUUAUCUGAACCUACUGAAACCACAGCAUGCAACAUAUCUGAAGGAUUGGCUAUGAUCAUAGGAGCGGCAAUUGGUGGAACACUAGCAUUAGCUUUGUUUUUGCUUCUCAUUUAUAAAUUAGUAAGAUGGAUGAGUGAAAAAAUUCAUCAAGUUAAGAGUAUUACUGUUCGUUUGCCAAAAGGUUUGGAUGGCCCUGAAAUGAAUCCUUUGAACAAUUAUGAGAGUUUUAAGCAUGGCCUUGUUCAAAAUGCACAAAUUAGCAAGACAGAGAGAAUAUCGUAUAUCAUUGAUGAGAAUGAUAACAAAAAUAGGCAUGGUUCUGGAAGCUCUCAGUACAGCAACUCUUCAACAGAUGAGUUGAUUUUCAAAAAUGGGAAAUGCACAAAAUUUGGGAGGAAACCUAGUGGUGAUAGCAGUGGAUGCAGCAGUAUGUCUUCAAAUACUACACCAAGAAUGCAUCUCUCAUCUGAUUCUGGAACUGAAUCUGAUUUCAUUGCUUCCUCUCCUGAUUCAAUAAUACCAGAUCAAAAUAUGCAUCAUCUUCCUAAACCUCCUUUGCCAAUUUUGAUGGAAGUUCAUGAUCAUUCAGUGCCUGAACAGCUUCAUGAUACUCUACCACAACCAGAAUUGAAUAAGGAAGCCGCAAAAAAUGAUGCUUUCAAUAAUGGUGUGGUUUUGAAAAUUGACCAGCCUUACAGUAAAUUUGGCAUUUCAGGUAAUGGUCCAUCUACAGCACAAUGGCGAGUGAAUCCUUUAGUUUUUUACAGUUGCAACUUAGCAAACAGUGAACCAUCUGUGUUCGAGGCACAAAAUUCAGAAAGACAAACUUCUUCAGUUUUGGCACCAUAUUCAAAAAUUGGCUUGGCUAAAAGCAGUGGUGAUAUACUAAGCAUUUCAUCUAGGAACAAAACAAUGGGAUAUUCGAAAUUUGGACUUUCACAACCUUGUAAUUUUUCUGCUGCAGGAAAGCAAACACCUACUCUUGCUAUGAUGGUUAUUGAUGACCAUGCAUUUAAAGAGUUCCAACACUCUCAAAAUACUCCAGCAUCUAAAAGAUUAAAGACUGAUAACCUGGCAAAUAUUAAAGAAUCUCCACACAUAUCUGCUACUCAACAUGCUCAUGAAACUGACGAUGACUGCUGUUAUAUUAAAGUUGGUAGAGGAAGUAUUAUUCCCCAAAAGCCAUCACCUGGUUAUGUAUCGUUUGGUGAAGUGAAAAGAAUGCCAGAACAAAAUUCAUUUUCUUCACCUCCAGUGAAUUCUGCUGGUUCUGAGUUAAUACAAAGUACUUAUCCUCAGAAUAAUGCAGUUGCCUUGUGUGAUCCUGAAGUAGUGUGUAAUAAAUCUGCACAUAUGCCUAAGCAUAAGGAUGCAAAUGUAGAAGUGUGUGAUGGCAAUUUAUCUGAAGAACAAUUAUUUAACCAUGCACAAUUAAAAAAGAAUAGUAUAGAUUCACAUGUCAUUACAAUACCAUCUACUCAAUCUGACACUGAUAAUUCAAAAGUAUCUCAUGAGAAAGUACCUGUGAAUGACUUAAUUCCAGAAACAAUUAAUACAUUUAAUCCUUCUGUGAAUAAUCUCAGUCAAAUGUAUUGCAAUGACAGUACACAUUUUCUUUCAGAUUCUCAAAAUAUUUCCUCUAGUUGCAAUAACUCUGACCCUCCAGAGACUUCCAUUUCCUCUGAUGAGGAAUCAAAUAAAAAUUGUAUGCCUGAAAUGAGGAGUGUUGUUCGACCAGAGGAAAUAUUAUUGACCCCAGUAGUAAUGAGAAAUGGUUAUGUGCCAUUUUCUACACUUUCAGAUUCUGCAAUUGAACGAACUGUUUUAAGUGUGCCAAAUGCUGCAGAAUCAAAUGCUUCUUUGCCUGUUUUUCCCAGUGGUGUUUGCUCUGAAUCAGAUCAGAACUACAUUACACCAUCGAAUAAAAGUGAACUGAAGUUGUUACAAGAGGACUCCAUUUCAAAACCAAACCCAAACUUGCCAACAAUACAUUGUAAUGGGAAAAAUUCCAUAAACAGUCCCAAAACAUCUCUUCAGAGUGGAGUUGGAUUCAUAAAUGGGUCAUUAAAAUAUAUUUUAAAGCCAUUACCGAAAAUGGAAUCUGAAAUGUGUGAAGUGUAAUGAUAUCUGUACAUUGGUGCUUUUUUCUUUUCUAAUUAUGUAACAAAUGUAAUAUAGUGUAAAAAGAUGUUAAUUUCAAUUACAAUGCUCCAGAAUUCAAUAGCUCUAUAGCAGGGAUUUUGAAUUUAUUUUAUCUCAUGCACUCCUUUCACUACUGCUAGAAGAUCAAUAAUAUCAUCAUAAAUAUAUAUAUUUAUCUAGAUUUAGAUGAUUUUUGACAAGUUUUAUAAAUUAAACAGCAGAGUGUAGAAAAUGUUGAUAAGUAUUAAAACUUGAAUAAAUGUAUUUUUUUAUCUUCGUGAACUAAAACUAAAUACUUAACAGAAAAAUAAGAGAUUAUCUGCAUUCCUCUCCCUGAAACUAUGAAAUUCUCUCCUAGGGAACUAUUCCUCCUCAUUGAGAACCCCUGCUCUAGAGCAUUUAUAGUUGUUAUGCUGAAGAGUUCAAUAUCUCUUGAGGUCUUAAUUUCUACUUUUUAAAGGGGCAGAUCCCAAGGUUUUUCAUUUUUCUUUAAAUAUUGCAAAUUUUAUUUUAGCUUAAGGACAAAAUUAUUAUAAAUAAUAUUUUCUUAUUUUCCAAAAAGUUAAUUUUUACUUUUAACAUAUAGAAAAUUAUCUUAAAAUAAUAAAUAUUAAAAUUUAUAUAACUGACUAUUUUAUAUAAUUAAACAUUUGUUAGCUGUUUAUAUGUGCUCCAAAAACUUUGUAAUUAAUGUUCUAGUAUCAUAAAAUUUACAAGACAAUUUUAUUAACAACAAUUUAUUUAGCAGCAACAACAACGCAAAACAUUCUGGCCUAGAAUUUUAAAAUGAUUUAUUUCCGUCCCGCAUCCUUAUUUGAAUAUUUAGUGGAUUUACCCCAUUAUAUCUGUUUUUGCUUUCACUAACAUUGUUUUACUAAAAUAUAUGCACAAAAUUUUAUUAAUUUCAAAACAGUAAAGUGUAUUAAUUUUGUUACAGAACUCCCCCCCCCCC